AUGGUUGGGAUGGGUGUCUACGCUAUCGUCGUAAGGCACUUGGAUUUAUCAGGUAUAAAUAUCGGUAAACAUAUUGAUUGGUUCCAUCCAGUUAACAUGCUCUCUUCUUUGCGUACAUUAAACCUUGCAUGGUCUGAUAUCGAUAUCCCUUCCAUUAAAUCCGUCAACUUCACGUCUCUUAAUUCAUUAGACCUUUCUAUAAAUGGCAUCCGUUCCACCAUUCCUAUCUGGUUAUCAAACCUUACGGGCCUCAUGCAUCUUAACCUUUAUUCUAACGACUUCCAUGGUAAAAUUCCUGACUUUCUUGAAACGUUCAGCGCACUUGCAUCAAUCGACCUCUCGUCCAAUUCCUUUAAUACUUUGACGCCAGAUCUGUUAUGUAAUUUGAGCAGCCUCGUUCAUCUGCAGCUUUCAAGAAACAUGUUUUCUGGUCCUAUUCCUGCAAACCUUGGACUACUCUUGAGGAUAGAAGACUUGUAUCUUAAUAAUAACCAAUUGAGUGGGAACAUUCCCAUGAGUCUUGGCCAACUUUCAAAGCUAAAGAAUCUAGAUAUCUCCCAUAAUUCAUUGGUUGGGGUUCUUUCCGAAACUCACUUCACCAAGCUAAACAAUCUGAGUUAUCUGGCACUGACGUCGAACUCGCUAGCGUUAAAUUUCAGCUCACGAUGGAUUCCUCCCUUCCAACUGCAAAUGUUUUUUGCAAGUUCUUGCAACAUUGGACCCCACUUCCCAAACUGGCUUCAAACACAAACAAAUCUUCAGAGAUUAGAUCUUUCUAACUCGAGUAUUAGAGAUUCACUUCCAGAAUGGUUUGAGAAUAUAUUAUCUCGUAUUUCAGAAUUGGAUUUGUCCUAUAACCAGAUCAGUGGCAAGCUGCCACGGUUUCAUGGCAAUAGUAGUAACCAGAUCCUGAAGAUGAAUUCGAACAAAUUUGAGGGAUCACUAGCUACAUUUCCAUCAAAUGUAAGAUAUUUGGAUCUUUCAGAUAACUUAUUCUCUGGGCAUAUUCCUCAAACAGAUGGAACAAUGAACCCAAAUCUAGAAGUUGUUAAUCUCUCAAAAAACCGUUUCACAUGA
Messenger RNA from Helianthus annuus (common sunflower), 1077 nucleotides. Its product is annotated as receptor-like protein EIX2. Bases 1 to 1077 code for a protein of 358 amino acids. The transcript has a single exon. Lineage: Eukaryota; Viridiplantae; Streptophyta; Magnoliopsida; Asterales; Asteraceae. The record is from RefSeq and is a predicted model, not a curated record. Gene Ontology annotation, molecular function: protein binding.